This is a messenger RNA of Pseudomyrmex gracilis, 1736 nucleotides long. RefSeq lists its product as uncharacterized. Bases 322 to 1596 code for a protein of 424 amino acids. The record is from RefSeq and is a predicted model, not a curated record. Gene Ontology annotation, cellular component: extrinsic component of mitochondrial inner membrane. NCBI's taxonomy places the organism in Eukaryota, Metazoa, Arthropoda, Insecta, Hymenoptera, Formicidae. The transcript has a single exon.
UCUCGCACGUACUUAUUGGCUAUUAGACGAUGAAUUUCUCAAGUUUCAAAAUUUCCUAUUUAAUAUCCAAUUAGCAUACCGAGGAAAUGUGACGUAUAAUAUUCGAAAUGUUAUUAUGUUUAUAUGUAAAUCCUCUAACGGAUAAAUCUCGCUCCCUUUUUUCUCGUCUCUUCGAUUUGUACCUGUUGCUUAACAUCUUGUUCGAAAAAAAACAGCAACAAGUAUAUACGUAUGUACAUAUAUAAAUAAUAUAUACAUAUAUUUACAUCUGUUCUUUUUCCUGUGUGUGGAUAGUAAAUCAUCUGGCUACUUUAGAGAAAAAUGUGUAAAAAUUUAGAUAAAGUAUACAAUAAGUUCUUCUACGCGACCGUGUGUCACAUCUGUAAGCGAUACGGUGAAAGAGUAGUUUUGAGGAUGUGUAGCGGAUGCAAAUUGAUCUCCUAUUGCGGUCAAGAUCAUCAGAAACUACACUGGCCGCAGCAUAAAGAUCUAUGCAGAGCUGUGAGAUAUAUGCGUGAGACUUACCCUUCAGAAUUCUCUUCGUCCGAAGAGGAGAAAGCUAUGAUGCAGCUUGUAAUGUUAAAGUCGAAAGUGGCGUUGAGACUGGAACGUAAGUUACUACCAUACGAGGUACAAAUGUUCAAAUAUCCAAAAAUGUGUCUAGUGUGCAAAAAACAAAAUCAAUUGGAAAACUGUUCAACUUGCAUAUCCGUGAGCUUCUGUAAAAACCACAAGAACAAUCAUGACAAAGGGACCUGUGAUAUUCUGAGAAUGGCCUUCACCGCAUAUAUGUCACUAUCUUCCGUAUCGAAGCCAGUUUGUGUAAAUUAUAUAAAUCAAAUUUCUGAAAAAAAGGUAUUUUGCAACAUGAAAGAGUUUUUAAGUGUUUAUGAAGACAUCAUUAAAACCUCUUUGAAACCGCCGUACAAAUUGUUUAAAAUUGAACAAUCAACAAAUUACACAAAACCAUUGACAAUAAUUCAUGGAAUACAAAUGUUAAAAUAUAAUCCGCAGAAGAAAUCAUUGGUUUUUCAUGUUAUAGCUAGAAACACAACAGAUAUGUGGUGCUUGCCGUGUUGGGAAAUUAUAUUACACUUGCUUCCUAACAUAAAAUCACUGAGGUUUAUACUUAUAGGGCCAGAUCGAACAUCCCUCAAUCAUAAACUGAACUUGUGUAAUACUUGUAAACAACAAAAAAAGAAAAUUUCAGUAGAAUGGCUAGAUAAAUCAUUUGGAGACUAUGUGGAAGAGACUGCGUUUAAGAAACCAGACUUAAUUAUAGGUUUUCAUCCUGGUUUUCCUAGGUGUGACAUUGAAGGGAAUAAAAAUAUAAGAAACAAAUGGGUGCCAUCUAUUCAGAUAUUAGCUAAACAAAAUUGUCCGUUAAUUUUGACAUGUUACUCGGAAUAUGAAGCUAAAUUAGAUGUAGAGAAUAUAAAUUUGACCUUAGGAAAAAAUAUAGAUUAUCUUUACUGCGAAAGGAAUCCAUUUGCCGGAUACAGGCCUUAUAGAGAAUCUGACGACGAAUCACAAUUUCCUGUGUAUUUUGAAAACUAUUAUUUACUUGUUUACAAGAAUCUCUGUAAUAACAAAUGAACGUUUUAUCAUAUUGGAUUUUUUAUUGUAUUAGCUACUGAGAUGUGUUUUAUAUGCUAUUUUACAUGUAUAUUUUUCUACUGAUUUAUUUGACCAUUAUGUUAUUAAAAAAAAAAAAAAAAGAUGUAUUAUCAUUGAUC